AUGUCUAGGAAUUACGACAACAGGGAGAGGCUGGUGGCGGCGGUGGUGAAGAGAGAGCAGAUUUGGAAACUCUGUCAUCAAGAUUCUAUCUCCACCAUCUGCGCCUCUGACUACUCAUCAGAUCUAGAAUUGGGUUUGCCACUUUCACUUGGGAGCUUCCACAUUACUGCUACUUUCGAUUUGGUUCAACACCUCAACUAUGGGAAAACGGAUCUGGUUCAACUGUUGCGGGAUGUGCAGGUGUCGGACCAACAAUGUUUUCGUUCGGGAAGUAGAGCCGUCAUCAAGUUAAUGGAUACUGCAAGCAUAACAAAAUAUGAAUUCGAGCAGCAUAUGAUUGUGUUGAGAGAUUGUAAGCAUGAAAAUGUGGCCACACCAUGGGCGUACCACUUGUCUGAGGAGAGGAAGCUCAUGGUCUAUGAUUACUAUAGCCAGGGAAGUGUGUUUGAUAUGUUUCGAGGAAAUGGAAGUAGGCCUGAUUGGGAAAGCCGCGUGAGAAUUGCGGAGAGAGUGGCUUAG
Messenger RNA from Salvia miltiorrhiza (redroot sage), 519 nucleotides. RefSeq lists its product as uncharacterized. Gene Ontology annotation, biological process: protein phosphorylation. Bases 1 to 519 code for a protein of 172 amino acids. NCBI's taxonomy places the organism in Eukaryota, Viridiplantae, Streptophyta, Magnoliopsida, Lamiales, Lamiaceae. The record is from RefSeq and is a predicted model, not a curated record. Gene Ontology annotation, molecular function: ATP binding; protein kinase activity. The transcript has 2 exons.